AUGGAGCUGCUUUUCUCUCCGCUCACACUUUACUUUCUCACUUUAACUUUGCGACUUUGUUCGGCGGAAACGUACGUCCUGGAUGAUAAAAAUGGACUGGGUCGAGUAUUUGACGGCAUCGGAGGCUUAAGUGGUGGAGGGGCAACCUCACGUUUACUGGUGAACUAUGACGAGCCAUAUCGCAGCCAGAUUCUGGAUUACUUGUUCAAGCCCAACUUUGGCGCAUCUUUGCACAUACUAAAGGUUGAGAUUGGAGGAGAUGCACAAACCACAGAUGGAACAGAGCCUUCACACAUGCACUAUGAAGACGAUGAAAACUACUUCAGAGGAUACGAAUGGUGGCUCAUGAAAGAAGCAAAGAAGAGAAACCCCAAUAUCACACUUAUUGGUCUGCCGUGGGCUUUCCCCGGAUGGGUCGGUCGAGGUAAAAACUGGCCGUUUGAUUUCCCCGACAUCACAGCUGCAUAUGUGGUGAACUGGAUCCUCGGAGCCAAGCAGCACCACGACCUGGACAUCCAGUAUGUGGGGAUUUGGAAUGAACGGAACUUUGACAGCAAAUACGUGAAGCUGCUGCGGUACACGCUGGAUAAACAGGGCUUGGAGAAUGUGCGGAUCAUUGCGAGUGACAACCAGUGGGAGCCCAUAUCUCUGUACGUGCUGCAGGACCCCGAGCUGAGCGCCGCGGUCGACGUUCUGGGGGCACACUACCCAGGUACAAACACGGUGCUGGACGCUCUGAAGACCCAGAAGGCUUUGUGGUCUUCAGAAGACUACAGCACUGUUAAUGACAAGGUGGGAGGAGGCUGCUGGGCGCGAAUCCUCAACCAGAACUACGUCAAUGGACUCAUGACGGCUACCAUUUCGUGGAAUCUGAUUGCCAGUUACUAUGACGACCUGCCAUUUGGUCGAGAUGGACUGAUGACCGCUGAGGAGCCCUGGAGCAAUAACUAUGUGGUGGAGUCUCCAAUCUGGAUCACAGCUCACACCACACAGUUCACUCAGCCGGGAUGGACGUACUUACAGACCGUGGGCCAUCUAGUGCAAGGGGGAAGUUAUGUCGCCCUCACUGAUGGAAAAGGAAAUCUCACAGUAGUUAUUGAGACAAUGACGCAUGAUCACUCGGUCUGUAUCAGACCUCCGCUUCUUCCUUUUAACGUCACAGCCCAGAACGCAACCUUUCAUCUCAAAGGGUCAUUUGCAUCUAUUAAGGAGCUGCAGAUUUGGCGAUCCCAGUUCAACUUCCAAUCCAAGAAGCCUGUCUUUUUUGAGAAGCUCAGCCCCCUUACGCUUUUAGAUGGAAGUUUUUCCCUAGAAUUGCAUGAAGAUGAAGUUUACACCAUGACGACAAUGAAAACCGGCCUGAAAGGAAGCUUCCCCGAUCCACCUCCAUCUUCACGUUUUCCUAAAGUUUAUAAAGACGAUUUUAACAACAAAAAUCCUCCUUUCUCUGAGGCCCCAAACUUUGCUGACCAGACUGGAGUUUUUGAAUACUAUCAAAAUGUGUCCGAUCCUGGACCACAUGUUUUUACUUUAAGGCAAAUUCUCACUCAAAUACCUAUUACAUGGGCUGCGGAUGCGGAUCAAGCCAUUAGUGUCGUAGGGGAUUAUGAGUGGCAGAAUCUAACAGUUUCCUGUGAUGUCUUUAUGGAGAAAGUGAAGACUGGGGGUGUCUUUAUUGCUGCAAGGGUGGACAAAGGUGGCCAGUCCAUCCGCAGUGCCAGAGGGGUCUUCUACUGGGUCUUUGCAGAUGGAACAUACAAAGUUACCAAUGACCUUGCCGGUCGGACUGUGCUGGCUGAGGGGCAGUCUGGAACACAUGCGUAUCGUUGGCACACAUUGACACUGACAGUCCAAGGGCAGUAUGCAUCUGGGUUUUUGAAUGGAUAUCCACUGUGGAAGAAUGCUGUGGUCCUCGCUCCCAAACACGGAUGGGCGGCCAUCGGGACGAACUCCUAUGAACUAGCUCAGUUUGAUAACUUUGCUGUGGAAGCAGAGUGA
This is a messenger RNA of Knipowitschia caucasica, 1998 nucleotides long. NCBI's taxonomy places the organism in Eukaryota, Metazoa, Chordata, Actinopteri, Gobiiformes, Gobiidae. The record is from the annotation of a GenBank genome assembly.